Molecule: messenger RNA, 5128 nt
Organism: Gambusia affinis (western mosquitofish)
Lineage: Eukaryota; Metazoa; Chordata; Actinopteri; Cyprinodontiformes; Poeciliidae
Gene: dcc
Product: DCC netrin 1 receptor
Exons: 29
Coding region: 539-5128 (1529 amino acids)
Biological process (GO): cell-cell adhesion
Cellular component (GO): membrane
Molecular function (GO): protein binding
Source: RefSeq, a predicted model, not a curated record
GUUCCUGUCGGUCCGGCUCCGGGUUUUCUUUCCCUCCGCUUUAGAUCAAUGGCUCCAGGCUCGCUCGCCCCUCUCUCUCUCCAGCUGGAUGUGUCUGAAGGAAAGAGAGAGGGUCUUCCUCCCUCCUCCUCUUCCUCUCCUGGCGACCCGUUCCGUCGGUCCUGGCCGGCAGACGGAGCAGACCUCCGGGAAGGCAGCGCGGACCGGAUCGCGGCGCUGAUCUGGAAUGAUGGAGACUCUGCCCUCUUAGUUUCUGGAACUUCCUCUCCCUCUGAAAUUACGCAGGAAACCUGAUUCCUCUGCUGGAAUUUUAUCCUUUAUUUCUUUUCUCUUUUUUUUUGGGAGGAGAUCAGAGGGUUUUUGGGGUUUUUUGCCUCCUGUUCCUCCUCAAGCCUCUUUUUCUUCAUGGUUUCCACCUGACAGCUGGAUUCUGCAGGAUUUUUUGGGGAAAGUGAGUGGGAUUGUGGGGCGAAUCGUGUGGAUUCUGCAGGAUUUGGGAGCGUUUCUCCUGAACUCAGAGGGACUGGAGCUGGGCAGCAUGGAGCUGGGCGCGCUGGGAUGUACUGGGGAUGUUUGGAGGCUGCUGGUUCCCGGGAUGAGGAUGAGGAGGGUCUACCUGCUGCUGCUCUGCUGGCUGCUGGGAGCACACAGCUCAGCCCAGGCCUCUGACGCUCCAUCGUCUUCCUCGUCGCCCAGCCCUGGCUUUGUGGACUUGGCCUUCACCGUGGAGCCCCAGGACACGGUAACGGUGCGGGGCGGGGUGCUGCGGCUGGACUGCCAGGCCCAGACGGGCUCGGCGGCGGCAGGCUCCGCCUCCAUCACGUGGCGUAAAGAUGGCGUCCUGCUGAGCGCGGUGGUGGACGAGCGGCGCCGGCAGCUGGAGAACGGCACGCUGACGGUGCAGAACGUGGUGCACUCCCGGCACCACCGGCCCGACGAAGGGGAGUACCAAUGCCUCGCCACGCUGGACGGACUGGGAAGCAUCGUCAGCCGGACGGCGAAGGUCACAGUGGCCGGUCCGUUGAGGGUGAUCGUCCCCACCGAGUCGGUCUCAUCGUUCCUGGGUGACACCGCCCUGCUGCGCUGCGAGGUCUCCGGCGACCCGAGACCCGUCAUCCGCUGGCAGAAGAACCGGGAGGACCUGCCGCUCAGCUUCCAGCCCGAGUCCCGGCUGGCGGUUCUGCCGUCCGGGUCGCUGCAGGUGAGCCGGGUCCAGCCGCCGGAUUCGGCGACGUACCGCUGCCUGGCCGACAACCCGGGCAGCACCAGAACCGGGACGGACGCCGAACUCCGAGUUCUCCCAGAGCCUGGGCUCAGCAGGAACCUUCAGUUCCUCCAGCGUCCGUCCAGAGUAACGGCCCUCCUGGGAACGGACGCCGUGCUGGAAUGUUCCGCCUCCGGAUACCCGACUCCCAGCAUCCAGUGGAGGAGAGGAGAGGAAGUCAUCCAGAGCUGGAACAAGAAGUUCUCCCUGCUAGCAGGCAGUAACCUGAUCAUCAGAACCGUCACCGACGACGACUCCGGCGCCUACAGCUGCACGGCCUCCAACAAGAACCAGAACAUCACGGCACAGGCAGAACUCAGCGUCCAAGUUCCUCCUCAGUUCCUGAACUACCCGACCAACAGCUACGCCUACGAGGCGACCGACAUCGAGCUGGAGUGCGCCGUGACGGGGAACCCGCUGCCCGCCGUCCGCUGGAUGAAGAACGGAGAGGAGGUCAUUCCCAGCGACUACUUCCAGAUCGUAGACGGAACCAACCUGCAGAUUCUGGGCUUGGUGAAAUCAGACGAAGGAUUUUAUCAGUGUGUUGCUGAAAACUCAGCAGGCAGCGCUCAGGCCAUGGCCCAGCUGCUGCUCAGAGAGCCAGAGGCCACACCCACUCAGUUCGGCCCCGCCCUCACACCUCCUCUUCCUCCUUCUGGCUCCCCUUUGACUUACUCCUCCUCCUCUGAUCCCCCACCAGUGUCCCCCAGCCCAGGCGUUGCCCUCCCCUCUGCCCCCCGCGACCUGGUCCCUGUCCUAGUGUCCAGCCGGUUCGUCCGGCUCAGCUGGCGCCCCCCGGAGGACGCCGGAGGAGGCGUGCAGACGUACGGCGUCUACUACUCCCAGGCUGGAGUUGAGAGGGAGCGGUCAGUGAACGUGUCGGAGCCGGAGUCCCUGGAGCUGACCGUGUCCAACCUGAAGCCCGAGGAGAGCUACAGCUUCAGGGUGGUGGCGUACAGCGAGGCGGGGCCCGGCCGCAGCUCCGCCCCCCUGCAGAUCGCCACCAAGCCCGACCUCCAGGUUCCCAGCAGGGUGGAGUCUCUGCGGGCCCUGGCUCUGUCCCCCACCUCCAUCCAGGUGAGCUGGGAGCCGCCCAGCCUCCCUAACGGACCCGUCCUGGGCUACCGGCUGCUGUGGACCGAGAGCCCGUCCGGGAAGGAGCAGAGCGUGGAGGUGAGCGGGAUUAACUACAAGAUGGACGGACUCAACAAGUUCACCGAAUACACGGUCCGGGUUCUGGCCAUCAACCGCUACGGACCGGGCGCCCCCUCCGAGACGGUUACCGUGACGACGCACUCAGACGUUCCCGGCGCUCCUCCUCAGAACAUCACCCUGGAGGUCGUCCUGUCCCGGAGCAUCAAAGUGUCAUGGCAGCCGCCGCCCCGCAGCGCCCAGAACGGCGUCAUCACCGCGUACAAGAUCAAAUACAGGAAGACCGGUCGCCGUGGCGACCAGGAGGCCAUCGAACCCAACAACUUCUGGUACUUGUUCACAGGUCUGGAGAAGGGCAGCCAGUACAGCUUCCAGGUGGCGGCCAUGACGGUGAACGGAACGGGCCCCCCCAGCGACUGGAGCUCCGCCCAGACGCCCGAGAACGAUUUGGACGAGAGUCAGGUUCCGGACCAGCCCAGUUCGCUGCACGUCCGGCCGCUGCCCAACAGCAUCAUCAUGUCCUGGACGCCGCCGCUCAGCCCCAACAUCCUGGUCCGCGGUUACAUCAUCGGCUACGGAGUGGGGAGCCCCUACGCCGAGACGGUCCGAGUGGACAGCAAGCAGAGAUACUACUCCAUCGAGAACCUGGAGCCGAGCUCUCACUACGUCAUCUCACUGAAGGCCUUCAACAACGCCGGGGAGGGAGUUCCUCUGUACGAGAGCGCCGUGACCAGAUCACUGACAGACCCCAUUGACCCGUUAGAGGACGACCUUUUCCACCUCUUUGAUAAAUUCCCAACUCCCAUGCCAGACACCAGCACUCCCAUGAUCCCCCCAGUAGGAGUCCAGGCCGUAGCCCUGUCCUCGGACUCGGUCCGCGUCUCCUGGGCCGACAACUCCAUGACCAAGAACCAGAAGUCGUCGGAGGUCCGGUAUUACUCCGUCAAGUGGAAGUCCAGCGUCUCGACCAGCGGGAAGUACAAGUCUGCAGACACCACGGCUCUCAGCCACACCGUCACCGGACUCAAACCCAACACCAUGUACGAGUUCGCCGUCAUGGUAACCAAAGGUCGGAGGUCCAGCACCUGGAGCAUGACGGCCCACGCCACGACGUAUGAAGCAGCUCCAAGCUCCGCCCCCAAAGAUCUGACGGUCAUCAGUCGGGAAGGACGCCCUCGUGCCGUUCUGAUCAGCUGGCAGCCGCCGAUGGAAGCUAACGGACGGAUCACAGGCUACAUCCUGUACUACACCCUGGAUAAGAACAUCCCGAUUGAUGACUGGGUGAUGGAGGCCAUCAGCGGCGACCGACUGACCCACCAGGUCGUGGAUCUGAACCUGGACACUGUUUACUACUUCAGGAUUCAGGCCAAAAACGCCAAAGGAGUGGGACCUCUGUCGGAGCCGGUGCAGUUCAGGACGGCUAAAGUGGAGCUUCCAGACAAGAUGGCCAACGAUCAAGGUCGGGGAGAACACGCCUUCUGGCCGUCCGACACCAACCCGAUCGACAGGAGCAGCAUCAACGAGUCUCCCAUUGGUCAGAUGCGUCCGCCACACGGCAGCGUCACGCCUCAGAAGAACAGCUACCUGCUGGUCAUCAUCCUGGUUUCCGUGGGCGCCAUCAGCGUGGUCGUCGUCACGGCGCUCGUCUGCAUCCACCGCUCGUCCUCCCAGCAGAGGAAGAAGCGGGCGAGCCACGGCGCCGGGAAGCGAAAGGGCAGCCAGAAGGAGCUGCGGCCGCCGGACCUGUGGAUCCAUCAUGAGGAGAUGGAGAUGAAGAACCUGGAGAAGGCGCCCAGCAUCGCCCCGUCCGGACGCGACUCGCCGCUCCAGGCCUGCCAGGACCGCCCCCAGGUGGCCCACAGCCAAUCAGAGAGCCAGAUGGGCAGCAAAAGCAGCCACUCAGGAGCCGACGCCGACGAGGCGUCCAGCGGCAUCUCCACUCUGGACCGGUCCGUCACGGCCAGGAGGGGAACCAGAACCAAGAUGAUGAUCCCCAUGGACCUGCAGCCCAGCAACACGCCUGUGGUCAGCGCCAUCCCGGUUCCUACGCUGGAAUCCUCUCAGUAUCCGGGCAUUCUGCCUUCACCGUCCUGCGGCUUCACACACAACAAGUUCAGCCUCAGGCCCAUGCCGUUCCCCAGCCUGACGGUGGACAGAGGAUACACACCAGCGAUGCCGUCCGACUCCUCCGCCGCCCCCCUGCUGCAGCAGCAGGCUCCGCCCCCUCCGGCCGCCCCGCUGCUGCCCGGUUCUGCCGCUCCCGCCACCGACCCGGUCCCCCCGGUGGGGCCCGUGCCCGGGGCCCCCGCCGCUUCGGGCCCCUCGGAGGAGGCCCAGGCGGCGGCCGGGCGCAGCAUCCCCACGGCCUGCGUCCGGCCCACGCACCCCCUGCGCAGCUUCACCAACCCGCUGCUGCCGCCGCCGAUGGGAACCAUCGACCCCAAAGUCUACACCUCCAUGCUGCCGCAGGCCAGUGCCAGCCUGCCGAAGCCCCAGGUGAAGACGGCGUCUCUGGGUCAGGCCGGGAAGGCCCGCUCCCCUCUGCUGCCCGUCUCGGUUCCCACGGCGCCGGACCUGCAGGAGGAAGGCGGAGCCAAGCCGGCAGAAGAUUCAGCCACCAACGUGUACGAGCAGGACGACCUGUCGGAGCAGAUGGCCAGUCUGGAAGGACUGAUGCAGCAGCUCAACGCCAUCACUGGCUGUGUUGGAUGA